AUGCGGCCACCUGUGGGCUUUACAGCGAUCAAGGACGUUUCGGAAAACCAGGCCAAGGUGAAUCUGAUUGGAGUCAUCGUAGAAUUCAAGCCGCCCAGGCCAACUCGAGGAUCGGACUCUUGCCUGGAAUUUACCAUUCAAGAUGAGUUCGAUAGCUUCACUACUGGUUCCUCGAGCAUCCUCUGUCGCAUGUUCAGGCCGGCUGACAAGCUGCCUAAAAUUUCCAGUACGGGAGACGUCGUCGUCAUACGCAACUUCAAAUUGAAUAAAUGGGGUCUGCGCAUCGAUUGCGUUGCUGAUAGUGCUUCAUUCUGCCCCGUUUUCGUCUUCCGCAAGGAUCGCAUUCCAGUUCCACAACUGAGCCAGCCUUACGAAGCUGGCAAUAAGCGUCUCCCCUAUGAAGCCAUCUACAGCACGACUGAGCCUACAAGGGUAGAGCAAAUCGCGGUCAUUAAUAUGAACGCGGCUGCCUCUGGCUCGGUACAACCAGUCCAGCAGCGCAACAGUGCCUCCUCUUCGUUCAAUGCUUUGCCACCCCAGAAGCUACAGUUGAUUAAAGAUCUCAAUUUCAAUCUCUUUUACGAUGUUCGAGCGCAGGUCUUGAACAUAUAUUACACUAAUAUGGGCACUGUCGAUCUGAAGAUUACCGAUUAUACUGAGAACGAGCAGCUCUUCUACUACGCAGAUCCCAAGUCGGACGAUGCACACAUGGUCCAAAAUAGUAAUUGGACGGGGCCUUUUGGUCACUUCACCAUGAACGUCCUCCUAUUUGAGAGCAACGCUGCUUGGGCACGCGAGAAUGUGGCCGUGGGCGAUUACAUUUAUUUGAGGAACUUGCGGACCAAAAUGUCCCCUGCCAACAAGUUGGAAGGGAUAAUGCAUCAGGACAGACAGCGGCCAACGCAAGUGGAUAUUUACAAAUUGUCAAAUCCAGCCGAAAUUGCUGAGAUCGAGGCUCGGCGCAAGGCUUAUGAGGAGAAGCGAGGCACAAAGUCUGCAUUCGAGGCCCUCAAGGACACCCGAACUGAGCCAGCCGCGAAGGGAAAGAAGGCAGAGAAGCGGAAGAGGCAACAGGAAAUGAAAGAGGCGGAAUUGAGAGAGUUGGAAGAGAAACAGGCUAAGAUUGAAGCAGAGCGCAAUGGGGUCAACCACAAUGUUCGUGCUUCCUUCCCAGAGAUAAAGCCCUCCACAAUAUCUGAAAUCCUUUGUAAUCCUUCCCUUCAAGCAACUACCGCGAAUCACGAGGAAUUUCUCCUUCCAUUCGUCAACAGCCGGCAUCGAGCCCGCGUGAGGGUGGUCGAUGUCUAUCCCCCGGAACUUGAACUCUUCUCGCAUUCGACCAGGGAUCGCAAUUGGUAUCAAGGACGAGGUAAGAGCAAUCCAAGCAGUGGCCAGAGGAAGGAACGCUGGGAAUGGGGCUUUGUCCUCCUAGUCGAAGAUGCUGUCCUGCCGCCAAAUACAGUCUCGGAAAAGAUGCGUUUAGUAGUCGGGAAUAAGGAGGCACAAGGUCUCCUCAAUAUCAAACAAAAUGCGCAAGAUCUGAAGAAGAACCCAGGUUUGCUACAACAGCUGGAAGAGAGGCUCUUCAUCCUAUGGGGCAAUUUAAUGGAGCUCAAGACCGAAAUGAGACUCAAGGGCUCUGAUCUGCCCCUCCCCCCUGGUGACAAUAGGUUACAGAAUAAGCCGUUCGACUGCUGCAUCGAAGAAUAUGGCCAUGAAGUUCCCAUCAGCGACCUGAAUCCAUUGGGAUUUCAGCGCAUGUUCAGGCUUGUCCACACCGUCAUCAGUUCCUGA
This is a messenger RNA of Plenodomus lingam JN3, 1794 nucleotides long. RefSeq lists its product as uncharacterized. Gene Ontology annotation, biological process: regulation of telomere maintenance via telomerase; telomere capping. NCBI's taxonomy places the organism in Eukaryota, Fungi, Ascomycota, Dothideomycetes, Pleosporales, Leptosphaeriaceae. Gene Ontology annotation, cellular component: nuclear telomere cap complex; chromosome, telomeric region. Gene Ontology annotation, molecular function: telomerase inhibitor activity; G-rich strand telomeric DNA binding. The record is from RefSeq and is a predicted model, not a curated record.